This is a messenger RNA of Epithele typhae, 648 nucleotides long. RefSeq lists its product as uncharacterized. NCBI's taxonomy places the organism in Eukaryota, Fungi, Basidiomycota, Agaricomycetes, Polyporales, Epitheliaceae. The record is from RefSeq and is a predicted model, not a curated record. The coding region runs from base 1 to 648 and encodes 215 amino acids. The transcript has a single exon.
AUGGCUACUAUCGUCAAUUCCAUUGCAACUGCCGCCAAAUCUUUGCCCUCAAGUGUUCCGAUCGGCAACGAGAACGACAAAAUCUACAUCAUCAUGACCAAAACCCAUGGCGACACUGCUUGGGAAACCUUCAAUCGGCGGUUCGACAUCCUCUUUGGAGAGGAUUGUCGUGACCCAGUGACCGGGCGUCUUCAUCACCUCCGUCGUGGGGCGUGCGGGCUCGAUAUGGUCAUCAAGGACAUUCGCGUGCUCCUUGCUCGAUAUGAAGCCGAGCUUCAGUACAAUGUGAUGCGCAUCAAGCUGAAGAGACUACUCACCGAGGUCGCCCACCUGAGGUACGUCGUUCUGCACAUCCGGAUUCCGAUUGUAUUGCCAAUUGAAACUCUUCGAAGUGGAGUUCCGGUCGAGUCGCUGGCUGGCACUACUAUUCCGGGGUCUCUGGGUGAAAGGACAUUGGGCCACGAGGCUGGUGCGGGCAGCUCCACUGCUACGACUGAGAAUGCGCUCGCUGCACUGGCAGAAAAGAUCCUGGACCCGAACUAUAAGAAGCCAGGCACCAAGAAGAAGAAGCGGGCACGCACCGGUGCCGCCACUAAGGCUGGACCUGUCCCGAAGGGAGCACACAAGAAUGUGAAAGGUGAGCAAUAG